Daldinia vernicosa is the source of this 965-nucleotide messenger RNA. RefSeq lists its product as uncharacterized. The record is from RefSeq and is a predicted model, not a curated record. NCBI's taxonomy places the organism in Eukaryota, Fungi, Ascomycota, Sordariomycetes, Xylariales, Hypoxylaceae. The transcript has a single exon. The coding region runs from base 454 to 903 and encodes 149 amino acids.
CGGUGCACCGGAUGAAUUGCAUUGACAUGUGGCUGGCGACACGAUGCGCUGACUAAGCCCCCCCUUUAUUAUGUAAACAGACUUUUUAUAGUCUUUUUACAUUGUAUACAUUGUCUUGAGGAUUGGUCAUUGUUCAUAUUUAAAGCAUAGUCUUCCUUAUAGCUAUCUUUGUAUGUUAUAAUACCUUUCUUCCUUUCAAGAAGUUCCACAAUGAACUCGAGUCAAACUUAAAGUCGUAUAUACUAACAGGACAUGUUGAUAUGAUACAAAAUAGCCACGGUGUCUGUUCAUAGCUUCGUGUUCUCUGGCACUUGCACAAUAUGGUCAGAGAGGGCAGGAAUUAAAAUAGUUUUAUCUUGUUCUUGGUAACCCCCUCAAAUAGCGAUUUCUACUUAACUAUAUUGUCAAACUUAGGUCUUCAAUCGGUGGCUGAAGCUCAAGAAACUUAAGAUAAUGGCGCAAUAUGAAGGAUCUGAGCUCGAAGAGGAUGAAAUCAUCGCAUUAUAUUUCGAUCUAGACGGAGCUUCCUGCCCGUCAGACUCAGACUUCAGUUCUGAUCUAUCUCAAAGUCCUGGUAGGUUUGAUGAAGACGUAGCGGGCUCUACGACUACCGACAAUAAUGAAGAUAGUGACUACAUAUCAGAACCAUGGCAAAAUGUGGAACAUAUAAACUUUUCGGGUGGCAGUGGUUGCUAUGUGUGGCCAGAAAGCCCGGACGUAAUGAUGGGCUCAGAAGAACCAUCGGCCAUGGAGGUUUACGGAAGUCUUGGGAUCAGAUGGGAUAGUUGGUUCAGAGUUCAGGAAGAUACUAGGCGUGUUGAGAAGGAAUACCGCUUUCCCAGCGAGUAUGCUGGGAUUAACUGGCCACAGCUGAUUCAGGAAUCUUACCAGUUAUGGCAUUAAAAUGGUGAUGUGUCCGUAUAUCGGCCUCUAGGUAACCAUUUCCCGAUCUUGCUCUACUCUCU